This is a messenger RNA of Penicillium angulare, 2040 nucleotides long. Its product is annotated as WD40 repeat domain-containing protein. NCBI's taxonomy places the organism in Eukaryota, Fungi, Ascomycota, Eurotiomycetes, Eurotiales, Aspergillaceae. Bases 1 to 2040 code for a protein of 679 amino acids. Gene Ontology annotation, molecular function: protein binding. The transcript has 6 exons. The record is from RefSeq and is a predicted model, not a curated record. Gene Ontology annotation, cellular component: Cul4-RING E3 ubiquitin ligase complex. Gene Ontology annotation, biological process: proteasome-mediated ubiquitin-dependent protein catabolic process.
AUGAGUAACCACGGAUCCCAUUCUGACGAGGAAAGAGCUGAGCCAGUCUGGCACCAUGCACAGGAAUGGCUGGAGGAAGACGACGAUUUAGAUAUGGAUUACCAGCCAGCUCUGGAAGGCUCAGACGAGGAUGAAGGAUGGGAAGAAGAUGCAGAGCCGGAGGAUGAGGCGCCGGUCCUCGCCAUAUCAGAAGAGAACCCUCGCAUUGAAAUUGGAAAUAUUCAGAUUGAGUUAACAGCGGAUGAUCCGGUUGUCGGAGCAGACAAUGGGUGGCCUACGCGCAUUCCCGCAGCACGGUUGUUCGAAUUACUUGCAUCUAGCGGCCUGCAAAAUAUCCUUGACGCUCAUGGAUUAUCAGCGAACCAGUUCGAGGCCGAUUCUGAGGUCUAUUCCGAGGAAGAGGAAUCCGAUGGCAAUGGCACUUAUAUGGACACCAUGAGACAUCGUCUGCUAGGGAGACAACGCGGCCGAACGGAUAAGUUCCCGAAGAUUCCCAGUGAUGAGGGAGUUGAAUUAAUGGGCGAGGGUCAAUUCGGCACGGAUCCGUACUUCGUCGAUCGCCUUAAGAAGCGCAAGAAUGUGUUUGCGAAAAACCUCAUGUGGCGAGAGCUUGGUGUGGACUCAUACGGAGUGCGCAGGAGAGCUGACAGGUCACUAGCUCAGCAAAUGAUUCCGGGCUCCGCCGCCGAUAAAAUUAUUCAUUUCGAUUCUCGAAGUUAUUCGGGCCAGUUUUCCGACGAUGGCAAUUUCUUUUUCUGCUGCGCGCAAGACUUCAAAGUUCGCAUGUACGAUACAUCUAAUCCACACGAGUGGAAGUACUAUAAGACCGUCGACUAUCCGUUUGGCCAAUGGACUAUCACCGAUGCUACGCUGAGUCCGGAUAACCGCCAUCUUGUUUACAGUUCUAUACGCAGCCAGGCAUACCUAGCAACGACAGAUCCUGAGGAUGAUUCAGAUCCAACAGUAUUGGAUUUUGGGCUAUCGCCAGGUCAACGUCGGCGACGAAGUUGGGGUAGCUCGCACUUUGGUAUAUGGUCUCUUCGUUAUUCGGGAGACGGGCGAGAAGUUGUGGCAGGCACAUCCGAGAAUACAGUCAUUGUCUAUGAUCUCGAAACUAAACAACCAGUUCUUAACAUACGCGACCGCCACCACGACCAUGUAAAUGCAGUCUGUUUUGGCGACACAUCAUCCCCUCAUAUUCUCUAUUCGGGAUCCGAUGACACUACCUUGCGAGUCUGGGACCGUCGCUCAAUGGGCGAUGGUCGCGAGGCGGGUGUAUUUAUGGGUCAUACCGAGGGCCUGACAUACGUUGACAGCAAGGGUGAUGGUCGAUACGUUCUUUCUAAUGGCAAGGACCAAACUAUGAAGCUUUGGGAUUUACGAAAGAUGAUGACAACGGCCAAAUUCGAAACCGUUGACCCUAGCGAUUACACUACUGCUUUUGAUUACCGCUUUCACCCAUACCCACAUGAUUAUUAUGAGCCACAUGAGCAUGACUGUUCAGUUGUUACGUUCCGCGGCCACCGUGUCCUUAGAACUCUCAUUCGUUGUCAUUUCUCGCCACCCGGAAGCACAAACUCACGCUAUGUAUAUACAGGCAGUGAAGACGGUAAGGUCUACGUGUACAAUAUGGAUGCCACUCUGGCUGGAACUAUCGAUGUCGGGAAGGCGACCCUGAAUUCCCGGCCCCGCGAGCCGGAUGUAUUUGCAACAGAAUAUGAAAUGAGUGGAGACAUGCUGUGGAGGACAUGUGUUCGGGAUGCAAGUUGGCACCCGAAUGCACCAGUCCUUGCUGCAACCUCGUGGAAUGGAUGGGGCCUCGCGAGUGGCACUUGCACAGUUCAUUCAUGGAAUGACGGUGCAGAUAAUGAUGAAGGAGAGCCACCCAUUGGCAAGAGCUACGACGACAAGUUGAGAUUUGUCCCUUCUUUCAAUAAUUUCCAGGAAAACGCGCCUCCCGUUCGCUCGAGGCGACCAUUACGCAGCCGGCCUGUGCCCCGAUUAGUUGUAGAUGAUGAACACGAGGAUGAGGCAUGGUGA